Molecule: messenger RNA, 1342 nt
Organism: Sorex araneus (European shrew)
Lineage: Eukaryota; Metazoa; Chordata; Mammalia; Eulipotyphla; Soricidae
Gene: ALKBH3
Product: alkB homolog 3, alpha-ketoglutarate dependent dioxygenase
Exons: 10
Coding region: 275-1165 (296 amino acids)
Biological process (GO): DNA alkylation repair; DNA repair
Cellular component (GO): nucleus
Molecular function (GO): dioxygenase activity
Source: RefSeq, a predicted model, not a curated record
GUUGGCGGCCGAACCGGAAGUGGGCUCCGCACCGGGGCUGGGGCUCCAUUGGUACGUUUGGGUCCCGCGCGGGUGCGGACCGUCCAAGUUUCAGCAGCGCCCGCGGCUCUGGUUUGAAGUCACUUGCGACGACCCUUCUGCCCGACCUCCCGGACCUCGUGGCGGCCUCCCUGGAGACGGGUCCGAGUGUGCCCGGCUGCAGCUGCGGUUCUACUGUGUGCUUUCCGUCAGGCAUGAAGCCUUCUGCAAGCUAAGAGAAGGAGCCGUGGUCACUAUGGAGGACAAAAGGCGGCGAGCCCGGGUGCAGGGGGCCUGGUCUGUCCCAGCGAAAGGCCAGGCCCCGGCUCCUCCAGGCAAGGCCCUGCGGGGAGCUUCGAGGGACGACUCCACCGAGAAGAGUCCUUCCCACCGGAAGCCUGGCCUGACCUGGGCGAACAAGGAGCUUCAUCCGGGCGACAGACAGUUCCUGUUCACUGAGCCCCAGCAGGUUGCCCGCCGGGUCCCAGAGCCGCGCGUCAUUGACAAAGCGGGCGUGUAUGACAUCAGCCUGGCGCCGACGGGUGUGUCCAGGGUGUCCUUGUACCCGGGCUUCGUGGCCGUGGAAGAAGCUGACCGCGCGCUGGAGCAGCUCUGUCGAGACGUCCCCUGGCAGCAGAGAACUGGCAUCCGCGAACAUGUGACUUACCAGCAGCCGCGACUCACAGCGUGGUAUGGAGAGCUUCCGUACACUUACUCGAGAAUCACUCUGGAACCCAACCCGCACUGGCUGCCCGUGCUCCUCGCGCUCAAGGGCCAGGUGGAGGCGAACACGGGCCACCGCUUCAACUCGCUGCUCUGCAACCUGUACCGCGACGAGAAGGACAGCGUGGACUGGCACAGCGACGACGAGCCCAGCCUGGGCCCACGCCCCGUCAUCGCCUCCCUCAGCCUGGGCGCCACCCGCACCUUCGAGAUGAGGAAGAAGCCGCCCCCCGAGGAGGACGGCGACUACACCUACGCGGAGAGAGUGAGGAUCCCGCUGGGCCACGGGGCCUUGCUGCUUAUGGAGGGCGCCACUCAGGCUGACUGGCAGCACCGAGUGCCCAAGGAGUACCACUCGAGAGAGCCACGUGUGAACCUGACCUUCCGCACAGUUUACCCAGACCCCGGAGGGCCGCACUCGUGAGUGAGGGGCCCCCGACGCUGAGCAAGGCUUCCCCGUGACGUGUGCUGCUGCUGUGUGCCAGGUCGGGGCGGGACCCCUGGUGGGCAGCCGUCGCUGUCCGUGUUCACUGCGGGAACGUGGUCCCCGAGGGCCUCUGUAUCUCGCCACAUUAAAAGCGGCUGCGGCUGGUUUGCCUGU